AUGUCCAUGGCAGAUGACGCGUCGCAUAAGCGACGCAAAAUCCAUGCUCAGCCAGGUUCAUUCACUGAUACGCUAGCAAAUCUAGAUGAUGCACAGACUGAUCCCAGCGCGACAUGGGAACGGCCGCCACUUGCACCACUGGACGCGACUCAGCACAGCGUGGUGUUCCAGCAAAUUGACGUGGAAGAGUGCCAGCUAUCUCAUGCGGUACCAGAGAUUCGCAUGUACGGCGCAACGCAGGAAGGGCACCCCGUCUUGGUACAUGUGCACGGAUUUCUCCCCUACUUUUACGUACACGCGCCCCGUGGCUUUUUCGCAUCUACGUGUGCGGACCUGAAGAAUUCAGUCAAUGCAUCGUUUGGAAUGAAUGUAGUAGCGGAUGUGGCGCUUGAAAGCAAAAAGAAUCUGAUGCAGUACACGGGCCCUGAAAGCAUUGCCUUUCUGAAAAUUACGGUGAGUGAUCUACGUUCCUUGCCGCGUGUGCGAGGCGCGUUUGAGCGCGGCGAGAUUUCGUUUCGUGACUUGUUUGUCGCUGGUGAGCCGAAUGUAUCGUUUGACAACGUGGCCUAUACGCUCCGCUUCAUGAUUGAUCACCAGGUGGUGGGUAUGAACUGGAUUGAGAUUCCUGCUGGCCGAUAUACCCUUCGAGCGCCGAACGAGCGUAUUUCACGGUGCCAAAUUGAGCUCGACUGUGGGCCGGAUGCGAUCGUGUCGCAUGCGCCCCAUGACGAGUGGCUCAAGAUGGCGCCGCUGCGUACGCUCAGCUUCGAUAUUGAGUGUGCGGGUCGGAAAGGUGUGUUUCCGGACCCGAACGUGGACCCUGUCAUUCAGAUCGCGAAUAUGGUGACGCGGCAAGGCGAGUCGGCGCCCUUUGUAAAGAACAUUUUCACGCUCGGCUCGUGUUCGCACAUUGUGGGGUGCCAUGUGAUGUCGUUUGACACGGAAGUCGAGCUUCUCGAGGCGUGGUCUGACUUUGUGCAGCGUGUGGAUCCUGAUGUGGUCAUUGGGUAUAACAUUUCCAACUUUGACUUCCCCUACCUGCUGGACCGUGCCAAGGCUCUGAAAGUGACCACGUUCCCGUUUCUAGGUCGUGAAAAGAAUGCGCGCAGCGAGGCCAAAGACACACACUUCUCAUCCAAGGCGUACGGUACGCGCGACUCGAAGCACACAGAAUUGCAGGGCCGUAUCCAGCUGGAUAUGCUGCAAGUCAUGCAGCGAGAUUACAAGCUGCGCAGCUAUUCGCUGAAUUCUGUGUCGUUCGAGUUUCUGAAGGAACAGAAGGAAGAUGUGCAUCACUCGCUCAUCACCGAGCUGCAGAACGCGGGGCCAGAGACUCGACGCCGAUUGGCCGUGUACUGUCUGAAGGAUGCCUAUUUGCCGCAGCGAUUGAUGGACAAGCUCAUGUGUCUGAUCAAUUACACAGAAAUGGCGCGUGUCACAGGCGUGCCGUUCAACUACCUCCUGAGCCGUGGUCAGCAAAUCAAGGUGAUAUCGCAGCUAUUCCGCAAGGCGCGUGAAGAUGGCUACUUGAUCCCCGCGUACAAAAAUGAGGGCGGCGACGACCAGUAUGAGGGUGCCACGGUCCUAGAUCCUAAGCAGGGCUACUAUGACAAGCCCAUUGCCACGCUGGAUUUUGCGUCGCUGUAUCCGUCUAUCAUGAUGGCGCACAAUCUGUGCUAUACGACGCUGAUCGACAAGCGCACCAUUGAGCGGCUGGCACUGGUCGAAGGGCAGGACUAUGUCGUGACGCCGAACAAGAACUAUUUCGUCACGACCUCGCGUCGAAAGGGCCUGUUGCCCGAUGUGUUGGAGCAUUUGCUGGCAGCACGUAAAGCGGCCAAGGCCGAUCUUAAGAAGGAGACAGAUCCGCUGCGGCGUGCGGUGCUGGAUGGUCGUCAGCUUGCGCUGAAGGUGAGUGCGAAUUCCGUGUACGGUUUCACUGGUGCGACGGUCGGCCGUUUGCCAUGCCUGGAGAUUUCCAUGAGUGUCACCGCGUAUGGCCGUCAGAUGAUUGAGGAGACCAAGCGCCAAGUCGAGGCGCGGUACACGAUCAAGAACGGCUACGCCCAUGAUGCGGUCGUCAUAUACGGUGACACAGACUCGGUGAUGGUCAAGUUUGGCGUGAGUCACGUCGAGGAGGCCAUGGCACUUGGUGCGGAGGCGGCCGAGUACGUGAGCAAGUCGUUUGUCAAGCCGAUUCGACUUGAGUUCGAGAAGGUCUACUUUCCCUACUUGUUGAUCAACAAGAAGCGGUAUGCUGGUUUGUACUGGACGCGUCCAGAGACGCACGAUAAGAUGGACACCAAGGGUAUCGAGACGGUGCGCCGUGACAAUUGCCGACUCGUGCGCACGGUGAUUGAGACGUGUCUGCGCAAGAUGCUGAUUGACCGGGACGUGCGUGGGGCGGAAGACUAUGCCAAGCAAGUGAUUGCCGACCUGCUGCAGAACAAGAUUGACAUGUCGCAGCUGGUGAUAUCCAAGGCGCUUGCCAAGGCGGACUAUGCGGCGAAGCAAGCGCAUGUCGAGUUGGCUGAGCGCAUGCGCAAGCGUGACGCUGGCUCAGCGCCCGCGUUGGGCGACCGUGUGGCGUAUGUGAUUGUCAAGGGAACGAAGGGCAGUGCCGCGUAUGAAAAGUCCGAGGAUCCACUGUAUGCGCUGGAGCACAAUAUUCCGAUCGACACGCGCUACUAUCUCGACAACCAGCUGUCCAAGCCGCUGUUGCGUAUCUUUGAGCCGAUUCUCGGCGAGCGGGCCAAUAGCCUGUUGAGUGGCGAGCAUACCCGCGUUCUACAAGUCGCCACGUCGAAUGUGGGUGCGCUCAUGAAGUUUGCGGUCAAGACGGUGCAGUGCCUGGGGUGUCGUACGCCGCUCAAGGAUCAGCAUGCGGCCGUGUGCUCGAACUGCAAGCCGCGUGAGACGGAGCUGUACUUUGACAAGGUGCGGCGUGUGAGUGAGGCUGAGAUGGAGUUCAACCGGCUGUGGACGUGCUGCCAACGGUGUCAGGGUUCGCUGGCGAAUGACGUCUUGUGUUCGAACCAAGACUGCCCGAUUUUCUUUAAGCGCAAGCGGGCGCAGAUGGACGCGGAGGAUGCGAAUCAUGUCGUGCAGCGCUUUGAUCUAUCGUGGUAA
Molecule: messenger RNA, 3129 nt
Organism: Malassezia restricta
Lineage: Eukaryota; Fungi; Basidiomycota; Malasseziomycetes; Malasseziales; Malasseziaceae
Product: DNA polymerase delta subunit 1
Exons: 2
Coding region: 1-3129 (1042 amino acids)
Biological process (GO): base-excision repair, gap-filling; DNA replication proofreading; nucleotide-excision repair, DNA gap filling
Cellular component (GO): delta DNA polymerase complex
Molecular function (GO): DNA binding; DNA-directed DNA polymerase activity; 3'-5'-DNA exonuclease activity
Source: RefSeq, a predicted model, not a curated record